Funneliformis geosporum is the source of this 338-nucleotide messenger RNA. The record is from the annotation of a GenBank genome assembly. Lineage: Eukaryota; Fungi; Glomeromycota; Glomeromycetes; Glomerales; Glomeraceae.
CACCUGAAGUUUUAAGAGGUCAACCUUAUACUUUAGCUAGUGAUAUAUAUAGCUUUUCUAUGAUUUUAUGGGAAUUUAUAUCUGGAAUUUCUCCAUUUGAUAAUGAAGCACAUGAUUUUCAACUUAGCUUAGAUAUUUGCAAAGGUAAACGUCCUGAAAUUAAUAAAAACAUUCCACAAUGUUAUAUAAAUUUAACGAAAAAAUGCUGGGAUAUUGAUCCACCUUAUCAAUCAAAACAACAAAAUUUAACGACAGCAACAGAUAACGGUAUUCACUUUGCUGUGUGGAAGAUUCAUAAUCUGAUUCCUUCACCGGAUUUAAUAGACCCAACAAUUUGA